ACUUUAAACAAAACCACAAAACAAAAAGAAAACUUUAACAAACCCUCCAGUCAAAAAAUUUCGCAAAGAAAAAUGUAAUUAAAUAUAAAAAAAAAAAUUAUAAAUGUAACAAAAUAAAAACAUCACAAUGGAAAAUAUUGAUAUAAAUUUUACUAAUCUAUCAAGACACCAAGUGAUAACAAAAUACAUUGAAAAUUUGCGUUUGAUGAAAUCAAUUGCAGAACAACAUUGCAAUAUACGUGCAUUCCAAUUCGACAAUUACGUAUUAUUUCAGUAUUUCGAACAAAAUCGAUCACCUAGCACUAUCAAUGUUAAUCAUAAUAGCCCCAAUAAUGAUGUUGCAUUUAUCAAAGCUGAAAUAUUAAAACAAAUUAUCGACCGAAAGCGAAAAAUUUUAUUCUGGAUAUUCUAUGUAGCGAUUGCGUGCAUUUUUAUAUCUUAUAAGAAUGAAGCAUCGACCAUUGUUUUACGCAACAUACAAACAUUCAUUUAUCCUGGAAUGAAAGUUUGGAGGAAAAUGACACUGCCAGUGAUUAAGAAAUUCCCCGGAUUAACCGAACUCUACGACGAAUCGUGCUUAAUGAUGAAUCCGUUCUUUCAAGUUGAUGACCUAAAUUGCGAUCCAUGUGCAAAUGUGAAGAAUGUUUUGGAUUUGACAAACAUGGACAAGACAACUGAGUUUGUGCCUUUUGUGUUUAAGAUACAACAAAAAUACAUAGAACCUAAAGAUAUUUAUGAGCUUUACAAUAACAAUCGAGACAUAUUUCAACGUGACGCCUUUCGUGUACAAUCUACAAGUCGUGAAAUCACCAAUCUUGAUGAGUUAUUUAACGAUUUUAACCAUACCCACCAUACAGAAAGUCAUAACAUCUGGCGAUGUAAUCGAAUGCAACCUGCCCGACUAAUUCGUCAAUUGUUUGCAAGACCACAACGUCUUCCAAAAACCGGCAUAGCAUUGGAACGUUAUGUUAUGAUGGAUACAUCAAAUGCUGCAUCAUAUACCCUGCCAGAUACCGAAUGCUCAAAUAUGUAUGUCCAACAAGCGUCAGGAACGCGUUUUAUUAUUCUACGACCAACACCAGAAUGCCGACAUAAAUGCCGUACAUUAUCGAUUCGCUUGCCACAAUCUUUUGUCUUGAGCUAUAAUUGGUGGUAUUGGAAACCUAUAUCUGCACCAGUUCCUUUGACUGAAUCAGUUUCGAUAAGUUUAAUAGGAUCGUACUGUUAAAAACAUGCGCUUCGACAGCUUUUCCUUCCUCGUAAAUUUAAAGAAACAAAAAAAAAAAACGAUUUUAUUACUCUACCUACAAAAUAUCCUAGUCA
Molecule: messenger RNA, 1323 nt
Organism: Episyrphus balteatus (marmalade hoverfly)
Lineage: Eukaryota; Metazoa; Arthropoda; Insecta; Diptera; Syrphidae
Exons: 3
Coding region: 128-1228 (366 amino acids)
Source: RefSeq, a predicted model, not a curated record